UCCGGUGCAGACGGUUUUCGUUUCUAAGUUUACUUCCUGGAAUAUCGUGUCAACAAACAUUACAAUAAAGAUGACUGAGUCAAGACAAGAUGUAGACUGGCAGUGUGAUCGCUCACUAGUACAGAGUCUGGACUACCUCUUUACAACUGGGACGGCCAGUGACGUCAUAUUCAGGAUCGGAGACACAAAGAUUAACGCCCACAAAGUGAUUCUGAUCAGCAGAAGUUCUGUAUUCUACUCCAUGUUACCGCACACUCACACUGACGUAUGGGAGGUAGCAGUUACAGAUGUAUCACCAGAUACGUUUAGAUGUUUCCUUAGAUACAUGUAUACAGACAUUAUACUGUUAACAGUAGACCUGGCCACCUCUGUGUUACCUGUAGCUCGGCAGUAUCACAUGGACCACCUAGUAAAGAAGUGUACAGUGUAUCUUCAGGACCAGACUUUACCUUUUGUAUAUAUUGAAAAGACUUUCACACAGGGGGAGAAACCAUUUAAAGUUGAGCAGUUAAAUGACUGUGAUGAAUAUACAGAAACAAAUGAAAUGAGGCAAAUGGAUAAAACUAUCAAGAUUUCAACUACAGAAAAACAAGAAAAGAAGAGGACAGAGUUAGUCUGUAACAUGUGUGGACAAAUAUCUAAAUUCAGAAAGAAAUACCAAGCUCACAUGGCUACACAUCCCGACUACCAUCCCCAUCAGUGUAACGUAUGUGAAAAAACCUUCUCAAGUACAGGCCACCUGAAGCGCCACCUCAAGAUCCACACAGAGCAGAAACAGCACAAAUGUGAUAUUUGUGGCAAACCUUUCCACGACCUUGAUCGAAUGAGGCGACACCGCCGUAUCCACUCUGGUGAAAAGCCACACAUGUGCGAUAUUUGCGGUAAAAAGUUCAGUGAGGCUGGUAACCUACGUAAACAUUAUAUGAUUCAUACGAAUGAGAAACCAUUCAUUUGUGAGAAAUGUGGGAAAUGUUAUUCUGUACAGUAUGAACUGAAACAACAUCUGAAGGCUCAUGCACGGGAGAAACCGUACAAAUGUGACAUCUGUCGAAAAGGGUUUGAUCAGCCGGAAUCUUUACUGAGUCAUAGUAUGGAACAUAUAGGGAAAAAACUGCACAAGUGUGAUAUCUGUGGGAAGUUUUACAGCAGAGAGUCAGCUCUGAAGGUUCACCGCAGAGUUCACACGGGGGAAAAACCAUACAAGUGUUCAGAGUGCGGGAAAAGGUUUACAAAUAGUGGCGAUAAACAGAGACACCUAAAAAUACAUACAGGAGAGAAGCCACAUAUAUGUGAUAUUUGUGGGAAAGGAUUUAGUGAUAAAAAGUACCUCAGGACUCAUACAAGGACACAUAAGUUAGUCGAUACACCAGUAACUGGUCAGGGAUAACUCCAGGGGGUCCAUGAGGCCAAUUAAAAAAAAGCUCACCAAAACUCAUCAAUUUCUUCAAUUUUCUAUUUUGGCCCAUACGAAUUAUGAAAUAUUGUCAAAAUGGCCCAUGAUUUUUUGGUGAAGGGUGAACUCUGACUGGUGUGUUUUCAUACAAAGAUAUACAAUUUGCAAGUCACUUGAGACACUGGUAUCUGGUAUGUAGGGUUUCAUACAAGGGCAUACAAGUCACUCGAGACACCAGUUAUGUACUGGUAUGUAGGGUUUCAUACAAAGACACAAAAGUCUCUCCCUCCAGACACCAGUAACUGGUGUAUAGGGUUUCAUACAAGUCACUCGAGACACUGGUAACUGGUGUAUAGGGUUUCAUACAAGUCACUCGAGACACUGGUAACUGGUGUAUAGGGUUUCGUACAAGGACACACAAGUCACUCGAGACACGAUGCAAUUACUGGUAUGUAGGGUUUCAUACAAGGACAUACAAGUCACUCGAGACACCAGUCACUGGUGUGUAGGGUUUCAUACAAGGACAUACAAGUCACUCGAGACAUCAGUCACUGGUAUGUAGGGUUUCAAACAAGGACACAUAAGUCACUCGAGACAACAGUAACUGGUAUGUAGGGUUUCAUACAAGGACGUAUAAGUCACUCGAGACACCAGUAAUUGGUGUGUAGGGUUUCAUACAAGGACAUAAAGUCACUCAAAACACCAGUCAGUGGUGUGUAGGGUUUCAAACAAGGACAUACAUGUCACUCGGGACACCAGUAACUGGUGUAUUGGGUUUCAUACAAGGACAUACAAGUCACUUGAGACACCAGUAACUGGUGUGUAGGGUUUCAUACAAGGACACACAUGUCACACGAGACACCAGUAACUGGUGUGUAGGGUUUCAUACAAGGACACACAUGUCACUCGAGACACCAGUAACUGGUGUGUAGGGUUUCAUACAAGGACACACAAAUCACUCUGGACACUGGGAACUGGUGUGUAGGUUUUCAUACAAGGACACUCGAGUUACUCUAGACAGCAGUUACUGCUGUGUAGAUAUUCACUAUUGAGUAAUUACCUACCCAGGUAAAUAAGCCAUUUUCACAUUUGAUUCACCUUUACUUCACUCUUACACCAUGUACCAGUAUUAAAGCUAGAAGUGUUUUAUCAUAUUGGAAAUAAUCAUUGUGAUAUAGAUUCUGCUAGUUAUAUCUAAACUGUUACUGUUUGAUAUUGUUAUAAUGUUUAAGAGUAAUAAAGAGUUAUUGUAUUAUAUUCAAAGAUGAAUCAUAAUGUUGUUGAUGGUUAACAAUAGAGCAAGACGUCCAAUGGUCCUGUAUUACCCACCUCCACAUUAAAUCGAUGAUAAUUUUGUUGACAAGUAAAAACAGAUUAAGAGGUCCAAUGGUCCUGUUUUACCCACCUAGCCCUGGUAUAAUGAAACAGUUUUAAGCCUAAGACAAAAUUUGCACUUAAAUUUUAAGACUUUACUCCGCUUAGACUGCAAUCAUAAGUUGGUCAUGGAACGUGCUAAGCAUAAUCUUUAACAUUACAAACUAUUGUUUAUGGAUAAAAUGUCCAAUUUCUCUCUUAAGUUGAGCACAUAAGUGUAGUGUUGGCCAUAUUUAAGACAAAAUUCAGACUUAAGGCUACCUUAUUGCAGUGUUAGCAUUUAAGCCAGAAGAUUAGACUUAAGUUUUAUUUCAUGAUCCCCAAUUUAAGUCUGUUUCAAUACUUAAGUCUAAAAUCUUAAUUUUAAAUCCAAACUUAGACUUAAUUAAGACUAUUUCAAUCAUAAUGUUGUUGAUGGUUAACAAUAAAGUAAGAGGU
Messenger RNA from Pecten maximus, 3205 nucleotides. Its product is annotated as zinc finger protein 664-like. Lineage: Eukaryota; Metazoa; Mollusca; Bivalvia; Pectinida; Pectinidae. The transcript is spliced from 4 exons. Gene Ontology annotation, molecular function: protein binding. The record is from RefSeq and is a predicted model, not a curated record. Bases 71 to 1387 code for a protein of 438 amino acids.